Ipomoea triloba (trilobed morning glory) is the source of this 336-nucleotide messenger RNA. RefSeq names its product protein GLUTAMINE DUMPER 3-like. Lineage: Eukaryota; Viridiplantae; Streptophyta; Magnoliopsida; Solanales; Convolvulaceae. The transcript has a single exon. Gene Ontology annotation, biological process: regulation of amino acid export. Bases 1 to 336 code for a protein of 111 amino acids. The record is from RefSeq and is a predicted model, not a curated record.
AUGAGGCCAGCACACAACACAACGUCGCCGGCUGACCCCACGGGGUUUCACCGGUGGAAUUCGCCGGUCCCUUACCUGUUUGGCGGCCUGGCGAUUAUGCUUGGCUUGAUAGCUUUAGCUCUCAUGAUUCUGGCUUGUUGUUAUAAGAAGCCCGCCGGAGAAAACCAGGAUAAUAAUGAUGACACCGAUCGUCAAGAAAAACCACCGCCGGCACACGUGAUAAUGAAGCCGGAAAUGGAGCCCAAGUUCGUGGUUAUCAUGCCCGGAGAUCACAACCCCACGUGCCUCGCCAAGCCUGCCAUCUGUACUCGCACCGAUCCCGACGACGUCGUUUGA